AUGCAGAAUGCAGAAGAUAGAGGGGAGAGAUUUUCAGAUUCGGUGGUAAAAAUUGAGGCUGAGCCUCUCUAUUUAUACCCAACAGAGUUGAGUCCCAAUAGGUGUAAUUGUGCCUGUUCGUUUGAAAAGUCUAUAGUGGCUUUGGUUUACGAUGUGAGAGUAAAUUCAUGUCCUCGGGUGGGGCGGGAGGUGGGGUGCAAGGGUGGGAAGGGGGACAAGGUAGCUUCUAGGCUGAGAGUUGGGUCCUGGAACAUAGAGACGUUGACGGGUAAGUCUAUAGAGUUGGGUAGGAUUCUUCAAAGAAGGAGGAUCAACAUAGCGUGUGUCCAGGAGACCAGGUGGAAGGGUACUAAGGCAUGUGAUAUUAACGGGUAUAAACUUUGGUACUCUGGAGAUGCUGGGGGCAAGAAUGGGGUCGGUAUAUUAGUCGACAGAGAUCUUAGGGAGCUAGUGGUCGAGGUUAGGAGGGUAAGCGAUAGGGUGAUGGCGGUUAAGCUUCUGGUUGGGGGGCUCACUUUGAAUGUGAUUAGUGCUUAUGCUCCUCAUAUAGGUUUGGGCGAGGAGGUCAAGAGGCAAUUUUGGGAGGACUUAGACGAGGUGGUGCGUCAUAUUCCAUGCAUCGAGAUGGUUUUCAUUGAAGGGGAUUUCAAUGGCCAUAUCGGGGCUAAUGCCGGGGGUUACGAUGAUGUGCAUGGAGGGUUCGGUUUUGGAGAUAGGAACGAGGCAGGUACUUUGCUGUUAGAUUUCGCUAGAGCUUUUUAUUUGGUGGUAGUUAACUCGAGUUUUCCAAAGAGAGAGGAGCACCUGGUCACUUUCCGGAGUACGGUGGCCAGGACCUAG
This is a messenger RNA of Nicotiana attenuata, 840 nucleotides long. RefSeq names its product craniofacial development protein 2-like. Lineage: Eukaryota; Viridiplantae; Streptophyta; Magnoliopsida; Solanales; Solanaceae. The transcript has 2 exons. The record is from RefSeq and is a predicted model, not a curated record. Gene Ontology annotation, biological process: chromatin remodeling. Gene Ontology annotation, molecular function: catalytic activity. Gene Ontology annotation, cellular component: nucleus. The coding region runs from base 1 to 840 and encodes 279 amino acids.